Ilyonectria robusta is the source of this 2259-nucleotide messenger RNA. Its product is annotated as major facilitator superfamily domain-containing protein. The transcript is spliced from 3 exons. Gene Ontology annotation, molecular function: transmembrane transporter activity. Bases 1 to 2259 code for a protein of 752 amino acids. The record is from RefSeq and is a predicted model, not a curated record. Gene Ontology annotation, biological process: transmembrane transport. Lineage: Eukaryota; Fungi; Ascomycota; Sordariomycetes; Hypocreales; Nectriaceae. Gene Ontology annotation, cellular component: membrane.
AUGACUGCAAGGAUGGCGGACCAUCAUCCCCACGGGGAGCGUGAGCGCCGGGGUGUCUGGUACCGGUCUAACGUUAAGCCCGACACAGACCAUAUCCCAGAUCUCAAACUAAGAGAGCAGGAGAUCAUUGGCAUUCUGGAAGAUCUCGGCUUCAAUUGGACCGUUUUCAUCGCCGUAUCCGCAGGCUUCCUCGCCUCAUCGUACACCAUUUUCUCGAGCAACAUCAUCGGACCUGCGCUGGAGUACGUGUACGACGCAAGCACUCAUGGGUUCUCUGACCCCAGUUUUACCAUUGACAUGGUCACCAUCGGAACCACGACGCUGGGGAUGCUCAUCUUCGGCCACCUGGCCGAUCGCCUCGGUCGGAAACGCCUGUAUGGGAUGGAGCUACUUGUCAUCAUUCUCGGGACGCUUGGGAUGAUCCAGUCCUCCGAUGGAUACUCUUCAGGAGAUGGAAACCACUCGCUUAAUGUGUAUGCGGCCAUCACAGCAUGGCGCGGGAUACAAGGUUUCGGAAUAGGAUCAGAAUACCCACUAUCAGCGGUAAUUGGAGUUGAAUUCUCAUCCACAUCAACACGCGGCACGCUCAUGGCAGCGUUAUUCGCAUGGCAGUCUGUAGGGCGAGUCCUUGCAUACGUUGUUGCACUCGGUGCACUGAGUCGACUACCAGACGAUACAGCCGACCACCGUGUUGCAAUUGACGGACUGUGGCGUCUCGUCGUUGGUAUUAGCGCUGUGCCAGCUUUGCUCGCCAUCGGUCUCCGACUUACCAUCCCCGAGACCCCUCGAUACUAUUCCGGCAUCGAGAAAGACCUGAAGAAGGCUGAACGAUCGAUUGAAAAAGUCCGCCGUCCUGGAAAUGACUCGGAAUCUGUACACUCAGAUGUCCAACCUCGUACAGUCGAUGUGGAAUCUGCCCGUCCCGACUUGCAGCAGGCUCGUACUGCUGAGGGUGUGGAACCUGCCCGCCCAGACCUACAACCGACUCGUACCAUCGAUGAUAUGGAAUUCUCCCCUCCAGAUGUCCAACCAAGUCGAGUGACUGAUGACAUAGUCUCCAUCCCUUCAGACGAUGUUGCAUCCAUCCAUUCAGCCGUCCAACCCACCAAAAAGCAAAAACACAAAGUUUCGACACCUUGGCUCACCAGCGCCCGGGACUAUCUCUUUGGAGAAGACCAGGCAUGGAAACAGCUUUUAGGAAUUACGUUCCUAUGGUUUCUACUCGAUAUAGCCUUCUAUGGUCUUGGUCUGGAUAGCCCUUCGACGUUGAAUCGUUUAUGGCUUGAUGCACCGCCGGAAAAAGUCGUCAACUGCACGAGCACCUUCAUCGCCGAACCGGCCGCCACACAAUACACCACCGCGACACUUACUUUGGCGAACAGCGUUAUAACGACAUUGACGGAAGUAAUUGUCAACCCUACAAUCACAGCGGCGCCAACUGCAACCCGGACCGAAACGGUGACUGUUGCGGUGAGCACAAACGCUCCUUGGAACCAGGAUGAAGGUGAUAGAUGCGCAUCAAUCGGCGAUUCCCUCAAAACGACUGCCGUACGCACUCUCCUUCUUAGCUCUAUUGCAUCCAUCUUUGGAUCCCUGGCUGCUAUCGUCGUUAUCAACCGAUUUUCUCGAAGGAACUUGCUCGCCGUUACUUCUGGAAUUUUGUCACUCCUCUUCCUAGCCGCGGGAUUCUCCGUAUGGCAGGCUACCGAAAAGAGGUCGAACGAAGUGAGCAUGGUAUUUUUUGCACUGACGCAAUUCAUGUUCAACCUCGGCCCCAACACGUUGACCUUCAUCAUCGCUGCGGAAUCUUUUCCGACGGUGUUCAGAGGUUCCUUCGUUGGCGUCGCAGCAGCGGGUGGUAAACUUGGCGCUUUGGUGAUCCGUCCGAUAAUGCAUUCCAUAGGGAAAGACAAGGAUUCUCUGAUGGGUGUUCUUUUCGGAUUUUCCGGAGUCAUGUUGCUAAUGGCUGGCAUUGCGCUUGUUCCUGGCGCAAUUCUGGACAUCCAACAUCCUCGAUUCGGGCCCGACGAAGGCCCAUUAAGCAGGAAGGAGAAGAGCUGGAGAUUCUGGGUCUUCGAAGGCCUACGCAAUAAGUCGCUGGAGGAAAUUGCGCCUAAUCCGGACGGAUGGCUGGAGGUUGACAUAAGGAAUACGACGGUGGAAGUAAAGACCAAGGAGGAGGACACCUCUCAUCUGGCCGUCGAAUUAAUGCGGAUGGAGCACGGACCCAAUAGCUGGGGGGGAGUUCUCUCGAGGUAA